CCGCGGCCGCUCGGUCAUUUUCGCCUCUUUGUUUUACCGAUAGUGGAUUUAACUCGGAUUCAACCCAAUAUCCAGCGGACUGUGCUGCUCCCAAACAGGCUCCAAUGAGAGGCUCUCCAUGAUGCGGAGCUAACAGUGUCGGCCGCACAACCGCAGGAAGAGACGUGGCCGCUGCACCAUCCACAGUCGACGCAUGGCGGUAUUAGGGAACCCCGACAUGCUGACGAGGAAGAUAAAGCUGUGUCACAUCAAUGCCCACAUCACAUGUCGUCUGUGUGAGGGCUACCUGAUCGACGCCACCACCGUCACCGAGUGCUUACACACCUUCUGUAGAAGCUGCCUAGUGAAGUAUCUGGAGGAAAACAACACGUGCCCCACAUGUAGGAUUGUUAUUCAUCAGAGUCAUCCACUGCAGUACAUCGGCCAUGACAGAACAAUGCAAGACAUUGUCUACAAGUUGGUACCCGGACUUCAAGAGGCGGAGAUAAAGAAGCAGAGGGAGUUCUAUCAGAAGUUGGGGAUGGAGGUGCCCGGAGACAUUAAAGGAGAGCUUUGCAACAUGAAGACUCAUCUAGAUCAGCGAAAUGGCGAUGCAAAAUCAGAGGACACGGCCAAUAAAGAGGCGGGAGAGGAGAAACCAGAGGAGGAUAACGACUAUCACCGUAGCGACGAGCAGGUCAGCAUCUGCUUGGAGUGCAACAGCAGCAAGCUUCGGGGUCUCAAGCGCAAGUGGAUACGCUGUUCAGCACAAGCCACAGUCCUCCACCUCAAGAAGUUCAUCGCCAAAAAGCUUAACCUGACAUCAUUUAAUGAGCUGGACAUUUUAUGCAACGAGGAAAUCUUGGGAAAGGACCACACGUUGAAAUUUGUUGUUGUGACAAGAUGGAGAUUUAAGAAAUCUCCCCUCCUGCUCCAUUACAGACCCAAGAUGGAUCUGCUGUAGCUAAAACGGACACAACGGUUGUUUUUUUUUCUUUUGGCCCGGUGGCCGCGGACUGUGCCGAAACCUUUUUAAUUUAUGCAAAGACGAUCAACCAACACCAAGCAAACACCCGACGGUAAAAGUCCACACAAGCCAGCAAAUCGGGAUCUAAAAAGGGGGGAGAGGACGCAAAAUACAAUGAGAACUGGCCGAACCUCCAGCACAGGUACUGCAACACUGGCGUGUUUUUAGGAACUAAAACAACCAUUUUUUUUGUCUGCUACAUCCUAGAUAUGUGAACAAAACAAAACAAAAAGAACAAAAAAGAAAAAAACAAAUGGAGAGAAAGCAUAUAUUUAUACUUUUGUACAGAAGAGACACAUGGAACCAAGACACUACUGGUGCUCUGUUUACACGCAAACAAGAUGUCGGGAAUCACGUGACCGUCUUUUUGAGCUUCGUCCUCCCGAGACAAAGACUGAGAGGAGAGGAGAACGUUUUUAUAUAAAAAAAAAAGGUGUUUUUUUGUUUUGUUUUUUUCUUCCUUUCCACCAAUUCACUCGACACGUCUUGGGAGCACAGAAAGUAUAUGGAAAAAGUUAUAUAAUAGGCAUCAAUCUUAAGCAGUUUAUCAAGUAAUUUGUCUCUUGUUUGUUUUUUUUUGUUGUUUUUUUUAAUUUCAUUUUGUUGGCUUUGUCUAAUUUGCUAUUGGGUUCUUGAUGAUUGUCAAUUGUGAAUAGGCUUAAAAAAAAAUUUGUGUAGUAAUUUAUGUUCUAUAUACCAAUAUUGUACAUAAAAUGUCAUUACAGAGACAGAGAGUGAUUGAAAGAGAGUAAGAGAGACUUUAGACUGUUAAAAAAAAAAAAAAAAAAAGGAAAAAAAAAAAGAGUGGAUCCCAGAAGUGCUAUCUAUAUGUUGGGGGCGACUUGUUCCGAAAAGGUGAUAAAUUAG
Scomber japonicus (chub mackerel) is the source of this 1873-nucleotide messenger RNA. RefSeq names its product polycomb group RING finger protein 3. Gene Ontology annotation, cellular component: PRC1 complex. Gene Ontology annotation, biological process: regulation of transcription by RNA polymerase II. Bases 194 to 943 code for a protein of 249 amino acids. NCBI's taxonomy places the organism in Eukaryota, Metazoa, Chordata, Actinopteri, Scombriformes, Scombridae. The transcript has 10 exons. The record is from RefSeq and is a predicted model, not a curated record.